GAAGAAUGUAGGUAAUCCAUUUUUGAAAAAAAUAGUUUCAUGCACCUACCGAAGGCCAUCUUAUAUUGUUAUAUAAACUAUGAUGUUGCUGGGUUAUUGUCAGAAGAUUUAUUCUACCUGUGUGUGAAUCAAUAUUCUAGCGAUAUGAAGAUUCUGAUUCUCUCGAUCAUCGCCGCCGCAGCCACCGCCGCCCCUGGGGGCUUCCCAGCGGACGCCGUCGUCUCCGGGCCGUCCGGUGUGGUGACCGCCCACGGCGCGAUCGGCCCCGCCGCCCUCGGGAUCGGCCCAUACGGCGCAGGGCACGGCGCAGGGGCGUACGGCGCAGGGGUGUACGGCGCGGCGCCGGCCGUGUCUCAUGCCUCGGUAGUCGGCCCGGCGGCCGGAUAUGGAGCCUAUGGAGGACUGGCAGGCCACAGCGGUCCUGGUCCUGAUGACGGCUACGCUGCCUACGACGGCAGUUACGGAGGAUAUGCUGCAGGCCUCGGCGGCCACGCCGGAGGCUACGGGGGCUACGGUGGCGGCCUGGGUCUCGCUCACGGCGUAACCGUCACCAACGGAGGCGGCACCAUCGGCGUGAGUCCCCACGGGGUGGCCGUGAGAGGCCCCCCGACCGUGCCUGCCACCAUCGCGGGGCCGGCCGGGAAAGUGGUGGCCGAGGGGCUUUAUGGCGUCCCCACGCACGGCCACGGGUGGUGAGAGACUGGGAUGAUGGUACAGGAUGAUCCAUGAUGAUGUUGGUUGAUAUGGAGAAAGUUUGUUUAUUUGAUAAAAGUUGGAUAUUUUUUCUGAAGAACACAAAAUGCCACCGAUCCACAUGGUAUCGCGAUUUUAAUAAAGCGAUUAACCACAUCAAAUAUAACUACUAUGUGUGUACCAAAUUUCUUGAUUUCAAUAUUUGAAUUUACCAACGUCAUUGCUAGGCAGAUUCUUUAUGGAUUUUCAGAUUGAAAUGAUUCAGGAAAUUCCAUAGAAUCAUUAUAGUUAUCGAUUCGCAAUGGCUAAAGAAUUACAUAACACAUGCUGGUCCAGUGGCAUGAGGCAUUUUCUGAGAGACGAUUGAAUAUAUAAUUUUCCAUGGCAACGUAUAACUUAUAGCUGAUGAGUUAUGAGAGUUGAUUCCUCGUUAACAGAUAGCCUUAUGCAACUGGCCCUUAGAAUUUCCAAUAAACUGCCAUUAAACUAAGUUCAAAGCAACUUUCGAUCGUUUACUUCAAAAUUAUUCAUUGAUUGUUUAUCAUUUCUAGAAUUCACAUGUGUUAGUUCUUGCAUUGCCAGUGUAAAGUUCUUUGCGUUUGAUUCAUAAAAAGAAAUUGAAUUACUGGUGAUAAUUUCGUGAUUUCGAAAGUGACGUAGUAUUAUUAUACCAUGAUAACAGGCUUUUAUAUACUCAUUUAUGUAUUAUGUACUCUCAUUUAUUAUAUAUAGUUUUUAUAUUGUUACCUUAUUCAACUGCCCAAAUUGGUAUGAGCAAUGAUUAUUUUUUCUAUCUAUGAUAAAAUGUAUCCAAACUAA
Messenger RNA from Phaedon cochleariae (mustard beetle), 1512 nucleotides. NCBI's taxonomy places the organism in Eukaryota, Metazoa, Arthropoda, Insecta, Coleoptera, Chrysomelidae. The record is from the annotation of a GenBank genome assembly.